CCCAAGUCCUCUUUCCCUCAUCGUUCUCUGCUCUCCCUCCUCUCUUUUUUUCUCACUAAAAUGUCAAGCUCUGAUGUUGUAGCAAUGGACGGCCCAGAUCGAUCCAAAGACUCUCCUCGCGAUUCUCGUGACCUUCCUUCUUUCAUGUCCUCUUGUUAUCCGAUUACACUCAAGUUCAUGGACGUGUGUUACCGAACAAAGAUUGAGAACAAAAGCAAAUGGAAUUUCAAUUUAAGUCAUGUAGUUGGCAAAUCAUCGUCCGAUCAAAGAUCAACGACCGCGAUCCAAGAACGGACGAUCCUUAACGGGAUAACCGGCAUGGCAUCCCCAGGCGAAAUCCUGGCCGUUCUUGGUCCGUCCGGAAGUGGAAAAUCAACGCUGCUAAACGCAAUUUCCGGCAGACUCACUGGUCACGGAGUCACCGGAAAAAUCCUCGCGAAUAACCGGAAAAUGACUAGACCAAUCAUGAAACGCACCGGAUUUGUAGCUCAGGACGACGUUCUCUACCCUCACUUGACCGUUCGCGAAACCUUGAUUUUCUGUUCGCUCCUUCGGUUACCAAAAACACUGUCGAAGAAAGAGAAGGUUCUGGUAGCCGAAUCAGUUAUAGCGGAGCUGGGAUUAGGUAAAUGCGAGAAUACAAUAAUCGGAAACACCUUCCUACGUGGCGUUUCAGGAGGUGAAAGAAAGAGAGUGAAUAUCGCUCACGAAAUGCUAAUAAAUCCGAGUCUGUUAAUCCUCGACGAGCCCACAUCGGGAUUGGAUUCGACUGCCGCGUACAGGCUGGUGUUGACGCUGGGUUCACUGGCUCAGAAAGGGAAGACGAUAGUGACGUCGAUGCAUCAACCGUCGAGUAGAGUGUACCAGAUGUUUGAUUCGGUGUUGGUGUUGAGUGAGGGACGGUGCUUGUACAUUGGGAAGGGAAGUGAAGCCAUGAAUUACUUCGAAUCUGUUGGUUUCUCUCCUUGUUUCCCCAUGAAUCCUGCGGACUUUCUCCUCGAUCUCGCUAAUGGUAUUUGCCAACUUGGUUCAAGUCAAAGAGACAAAUCGAACGUAAAGCAAUCCCUGAUUGAUUCUUACAAUACAAUGCUGGCACCAAAGAUUAAAACUGAGUGUUUGAUGGAGUCAGCCACUGAUGCCACAAGAAAUAUAGAUUUCAUUGGGAGCAAACAACAUAGAAACAACAGUAGUGACAGAAUCAGCAUUUCCAUUUGGUUCAACCAGUUCUCUAUUCUCUUCCAGAGAAGCCUGAAAGAACGUAAACACGAGUCAUUCAACAUUCUCAGAGUAUUCCAGGUAAUCACUGCCGCAAUACUAGCAGGUCUAAUGUGGUGGCAUUCGGAUUUCCGGGAUAUUCAGGACCGAUUAGGCCUCCUCUUCUUUCUUUCAAUCUUUUGGGGUGUUUUUCCAUCCUCUAAUUCCGCAUUUGUAUUCCCACAAGAACGCGCAAUCUUCAUGAAAGAAAGGGCUUCCAGUAUGUACACACUAUCUUCAUAUUUCAUGGCUCGAAUAAUCGGAGACUUGCCAAUGGAGCUGAUUCUGCCCACUAUAUUUCUCACCGCGGCUUAUUGGAUGACUGGUUUGAAACCCGAAUUGAAUGCUUUUCUUCUGACUCUGUCAGUUCUGCUUGGUUAUGUGCUUGUCUCUCAAGGACUUGGACUUGCUUUAGGUGCAGUAAUUAUGGAUGCUAAACAGGCUUCGACCAUAGUUACUGUCACAAUGCUAGCAUUUGUUCUGACUGGAGGAUUUUAUGUUCACAAGGUCCCGUCUUGCUUGGCUUGGAUCAAGUAUGUUUCUUCAACAUUUUACAGUUACAGGCUUCUUAUCUAUGCUCAAUACGGGGAUGGGGAGAGAAUUUCAUCGACAUUAGGUUGCUCAGACCGGGGAAGCUUUACUGCUAGUUGCAAGUUUAUUGAACAAGAUGUUGGAGGCCAAAUUAGUCCCCUGCUCAAUGCUGGUGCCUUGAUGUUUAUGUUUGUGGGAUAUAGGUUACUGGCUUACCUUGCUUUGAGGAGAAUUUAAGUUUGAAAUUGAACUAGUGUUUGGUUUAGGGGAUCUUUUUCUCAGAUUGGACGUCUUUGUUAACUGUUAUUUUUUGAGUAAUCAAGAGAUGGCGAAAGAUCAAUGUAUUUGUUUCUUAUUGUUCGUAAAGGCAGAAGGUUCAAUUCGUAAAGAGGGAUAUUGGAGUCACGCUUCUUUGUAACUGAAAUGUUGAAGAAGAAACAGUUCAAUUGAGAAAAAUUGUGAAUAACAAAGCAAGCAUGAGCACUUUUUCA
Messenger RNA from Tripterygium wilfordii, 2276 nucleotides. RefSeq names its product ABC transporter G family member 25. The transcript has 3 exons. The coding region runs from base 61 to 2022 and encodes 653 amino acids. Gene Ontology annotation, molecular function: ATP hydrolysis activity; ATP binding; ABC-type transporter activity. The record is from RefSeq and is a predicted model, not a curated record. Gene Ontology annotation, cellular component: membrane. NCBI's taxonomy places the organism in Eukaryota, Viridiplantae, Streptophyta, Magnoliopsida, Celastrales, Celastraceae.